GGGAACUUCAGACUCCAUAGGGGGUAGUGAGUUAUGCUUCGGGUUUCCUCGGGUAUUCCAGAGUCGUCCUACCUCCUAAAACAUGUAGGAGGUUAGUAGGAGGAGAGCGUGUGUGUGUUUUAAGAAGGUCAGAUUGUGAAGAUGAGUAAGAAACCCCCGAAUCGGCCAGGAAUCACUUUUGAAGCUGGAGCCCGAGUCGAAGCCCAGGACUACUUACAGAAAUGGUAUCCUUCUCGGAUCGAGAAAAUCGACUACAAUGAAGGGAAAAUGCUGAUCCACUUUGACCGCUGGAGCCAUCGAUACGACGAGUGGAUUUCAUGGGACAGCAACAGACUCCGCCCUUUAGAACGACCUGCACUGCGUAAAGAGGGAUUUAAAGAAGACGAAGAUAUGUCGGAGAGACUCGGCGAGAUGAGAGCAUCUCGCCUCCGUGAGCUUCCUGGACGUACAGAGAGCACAGAGGACCAAAAAGACUUGCCACAACCGAGACAAAAACUGAAGGACGGUGAAGAAGUUCUCGCCCGUUGGACGGAUUGCCGCUACUACCCUGCCAAGAUUGAAAGUGUCAACAAAGAGGGGACCUACACUGUUCAGUUUUACGAUGGCGUGGUUCGCUGUGUCAAAAGUAUUCAUAUCAAAUCCAUGCCAGAAGAUGCCAAAGGGCAGCAGGACUGGAUCGCCCUCGUGAAGGCAGCCAAAAGUAAAGGGGGGUGUAGGGCACGCACCAGUGCCAACAGCAACAAAGAAGACAGAACGGAGCUCAGCGAAGAGCUUAACGAUGACGAUGUUGACGCCGACUCUGACAGAUUUGCCUCUUCUGAUGAAGAGGACUGUAAGCCGUCUGCGGAGGAGCUCGAGAUGGCGAAAACAAAACGGAGGAGAAACAGAGAAGGUGGUUUGAGCCACGUCAAAAGAGCUCGACUCAGUAAAGCGGCAGCAGGUCCCAGCUUUGAAGGUGACGUCAAGGAGGAUCUUACAAUCACGUCAAAACAGAGAGGUCCAGUAGCCGAAACCUGCCCUGGCGACGAUGCUGUGAACCAGAAACCUUCAUCUCUCAUCAGCUCCUCCCCGAGUACCUCUCGCUCCUCCAGACUGAAGCACGAUUCUGGAGAGUCCACCAACAGCAGCUUGAGCACAAGUACGACAGCAGAGCCGAAACCCUCAACCAGCUUAAUUCACAACCUUCUAGAUACACCCACAGCUUCUGCGAGCUCGCCUCAGAGGUGCAGGAGAUCUCAGCGUCUAGCCAUCUCUUUUGACUGCCCUCCAUCACCUCAAAGCCGGGAAACCAACCCUGAGACGCCGCAGACAGACUGCACUCAGAAAGCAGAUGCUGAAAACAUCUGCGUGGUGAAGACCGAACCCUCCUGCACGCCGAUCACAGAUGCCCCUGCCUCCUCGGUUUCUCCUCCUGAAACGGCUCCGUCUGCAGACAUCAAGAAGGAACAGGCGACCGACGCACUGCUGGUCAAUCACGCGUCGGUGGCAGAGACGGCGCCGCCUGUUGUAACAGCUACAGGUCCAAAAGCUGCUUCCAAGAAAGCCAACAAACACGCCAGAGAGCCCAUCAUAAGUAAGCAGUCUGACGACCCCAUGUCCCCGAACGAGGACCAUAAAUUCAAGUGUCAAAUUCCUGGCUGUUCUAAAGCGUUCCGCAAAGCCAAGCUGCUGGAUUACCACCUGAAAUAUUACCACAAUACCGAUAAGGAACCAGAGCGGGAGAUGUGCUCACCCGAGAGAGGGGGGCGAACCAGGGCCACGUCUGCAACCGUACCCGUCGGCUCAGUGCUGGAAAUACCGGACGCCAAAAGACGCAGGACGGUCUCCUCAUCCUCCUCUCUGUCUCCGCAGGGCCAGACGUUGCAGCUGGACUGUACCGGUUCCGGUUCCUGCCCGAAGCCUCCGAAGUUCUGUAAGAAAAAGCAAUCGUCUGCGUCCAUCAGCUCCGACAGCACCGAAGUCUCGCUGUCCUCAGUACCCCGGGAAAAGACCUUCGAGAGCUUCCACGACAAGUUCCUUAAGAGGGGCGCAGAGAAAGAUAAACACCUGGAUACAGGACUACCUAUGAAGACUGAAAGGAAAAUUAAAAGUGAAGAGAAGUGCCAGCUCAUCGGGAAAAAGAGAGAGAAAGAACGCAGAGACCGAAAAGAGAAAGACCUGUUUAAAAUCAAACAGAAGAAAAAGAAAAAGAAGAAGAAGAAAUCCAAACAGCACUGUUACUCCGAUCUUGAAGAUAUGUCUCUGUCGUUUGUGGAGAGUUCAGCCUACCUUCAUCGUUACUCCUCGAGCUCCUUCUCCAAACACGCAGCCUUCCAGUUUCCUCGUGCCAUUCUGUCAGUGGAUCUCACCGGAGAGAAUCUAUCAGACAUAGACUUCCUGGAGGACUCCACCACAGAGUCUCUGCUUUUUAGUGGCGACGAGUACGCUCAGGAUCCCGACUCCUUCCUGAUGGACGACUUUCAGGACGAGGAGGACGAUUCGGCUAACGAAAUCGUCCGCUGCAUCUGUGAAAUGGACGAAGAGAACGGCUUCAUGAUUCAGUGUGAGGAGUGUAUGUGCUGGCAGCACAGUGUCUGUAUGGGACUCCUAGAGGACAGCAUCCCUGACCAGUAUAUCUGUUACAUCUGUAGAGACCCACCAGGGCAGAGAUGGAGUUUUAAAUACCGUCAUGAUAAAGACUGGCUCUGUAAGGGCCACAUGUACGGCUUAUCUGUGCUGGCCGAGAACUACUCUCAUCAGAACGCCAAGAAGAUCGUCUCCACCCAUCAGUUACUGGCUGACGUUUACAGUGUUAAAAAGGUGCUCCAUGGUCUGCAGCUCAAGAUGGAAAUCCUACAGAAAAAAAACAAUCCCAGUUUACACCUGUGGGCUCGUUCCUGGGUGAACUCGGACGAGGACCAGCCCAUGGGCGGGGUCCCGGACUGCAUCCUGUUUCAGCACUGCAACAACCAGCACCCGAAUCCUGAGACCUACAUCACCAGCGAGCACAGUUACCAGAAGCCCUCAAGCACGGGCCAUCAACACAAACUGGAGCAGGGCUCCCAGACCGCCUCCCAGACCCUGCCGUUUAUACCGAAGGAGGAGGAGGUGAGCAGCGCCAUCUCUCUGUCCGGCUGUGUACGUGAGAGCGGCGCCGGGCAGGUGGAACAGGCCAGAAACUGCCUGCAGUGGCAGAUGAACCUGCUGACGCACAUAGAGGACGUUCAGAACCAAGUAGCCGGCCGCAUGGAUCUCAUCGAGAAAGAGCUGGACGGUCGUGUUGGAGAGCUGGUUGGAUUUCACGGGCGAGCUGGAACCUCCGGACCCGCUGGCCAGACUCCCUCAGCUCAAGUGCCGAAUCAAACAGCUGCUGUCAGACCUGGCCAAAGUGCAGCAGAUGAGCUCGCUGUGCUCUUUGUGAGGGCGCUCGGGGUGACGGCGGAUAUUUAAGGGCUGUGUGUGUGUGAACCUAACGCACACCGUGUGGUCGGUUUGAUUCCUGCAGCGCUUGUAGUCGAGGGGUGAGAAGAACAAGAGCUGUGCUCGGUCAACUUCUGAACCACGUGCACCUUCGUAGUGCCCUCGCGGCCUCAUCGGUCUCAUCGUAGCAUGAAGUCAGGCAGAAUGUUUACAUUACAAUCACAUCCGGUUCAACGCGGUCAGUCCACGUGCACGACCUGCAGUUAGUUAGAAAUACUUCUUUAUUUAAUCCCUAGUUAGAAACGAUAUUCAGAAAUAAACACAAAACAUCACAGUACGUAAUCAAACACCACCAGGUUAACGGUUUAACUUGUUUAACUUUUGAAAGCCGUUCUUCUGAAUUUUCCCCCAAUUUUCUCCCCUAAUUUGGUCGUAUCCAAUUCCCCCGAUUGCGUUACGCUUCACCUCUGCCGAUACAACCCCCCUCUGCUGACUGAGGAGCUUCGCAACUGAUCUUUUCACCUGCACGAGGCGAGUUCAUAUGCGGAUCAGCCUUGUGCACGGAGAGCCACACCCUGAUCAGCAGUUAUGAGGAACCCUGGUCCGGCUCAUCCCACCCUGUGAACAACAGUCAAUCGUAGAUCCCUGCUCUGGUGUGUUAGCGUGUUUUACCGCUGCCCCACCCGAGCGGCUAUUGAGCCUGCUUUACUGAAGCGUAUUUGAAAGACAGUAAUAUCAUUUCUUAAAGUUAUUAUUCUUAUUCGGGUGACUAUAUGGCUGGACAGUGAGGUUCCUGGGCUAAAUCCCUAACAUGUUUUUAUAUAAACUCACCAUGAGCACAGUCAAACAGUGGUAUUCACCCCGUAGAAAGAAAUCAGCCUGACUUUACUGGACCGCUCAUCUACAAGUGAUCUCCACCAAUCACAAUCUUUGUUCUAAGGAUGGAGAUCCGGACUCGUUCUGGAAAUACGAGGGAUCUUCAAAACGUUUCUGCACUUUUUAAACUCACCUUCCGAUGCAUUUUUCCAGCGUCGUACCAACUUUUUAAUGCCGCCUGGUUGAGCGCGUAGCCACUUAUGCGCCGCUGCUUUCACAUCAUCAUCACAUGAAAAUCUUCUUCCCCUUAAAGCUUCCCUGAGCGUCCAAGAAGGUGGAAAUCAGAUGGAGCUAAAUCCGGACUAUAAGCGUCUCUCGGUCUCUCUGACACGACCGAUUACUCCUCCUCCUACUGCACCCUCACCGCUUAUAACCACAAUAUAAAAGUGAGGAAACUUGUUGAAGAUCCCUCGUAUAUAUUUGUAUCAUUACUUUCUGGCUUGAUGGUGAACGUGCAGGCGGAAUAAAACUAGAAUCAAAGGAAACUGCAAAUAUUAGGCAGUAUUCAGUAACACCCUUAAAACUCUGCAUUGCCACCGGUCGGCUGGGCAUCAUCUAGCGGGCAUAAUUAGCAGUGCCUGCAGCAGACACUAAUUGGCCACCGUGUGUGCUAGGGCGGGACGACCGGACGUCUUCAAACGCUGUGCAAGGACCCUGAUUAGCAGAUAGAGGCGCAUGUGCAUAAUGCAUGGGUGAAAAGAAGUGGUCCGCUAAGGACUGAACGUGGGUCUGAGGAGGCGUGAGCUGCAAUAUAUCCACCUCGACUGCAAUCAGGGAUCCACCAGAAGCGGAAGACAGAUUGACUACACUAAAUCGGGAGAAAAUGGGAGAAAAUGAAGAAAUAAAUAGGAAAGAAAAUGUAUUUAUUUCAGGUUCAGUGCUUCUAUUCUUUUUCUACUAACUGCAAAACAAAACAGGGUGCUCACUGUUCCGCUCACUGUUCCGCUCACUGUCCCACUCACUGUUCCGCUGUUUCAUCUAAGAAACUGACAACAUCUGACAAAACAGACAACAUUUUGGUCAAAAAUAAAUAAUUAAAAGUAGACUAUUAGUAAAGUCUUCAUCCUCACGUGCUUGCACUGUAAAGGAAGAUAUAAGAUAUAUGACAUGAUUGUGGAGAAAAUAAUGCUUGUGUUUCUGAUUUUUCCUUAAAAUCCCCUCCUUUUAACACAAUUCAACAAUAAAACACACAAUCAGCUCAAAAAUGAUCACAUUACUUUCUAUUUUUCACUCUUUUUAGACCUGUUUUUAUUCCACAUGGAUCCCUUUUCAUUAAAAAUAAGUAAAUAAAUAAACAACUUGUCAAAAACUCUUCUUCCCCCUUAAAGCUUCUCUGAGCAUCCAAGAAGGUGUAAAUCAGAUGGAGCUAAAUCAGGACUAUAAGCGUCUCUCAGUCUCUGACACCCUCACUGCUUAUAACCAAAAUAUAAAUGUGAGGAAACUUUUUGAAGAUCCCUCGUAUUUAUUUGUAUCGUUACUCUCUGGCUUGAUGGUGAACGUGCAGGCAAAAUAAAACUAGAAUGAAAUGAAACUAGAGGCAAUGUUCAGUCAUAUUUAAAAUGUAUUACACUAGGGCGGGAUGACCGGACUAUGUAAGGACCCUGAUUAGCAGAUCGAGGCGCCUGUGCAGAGUGCAUGGGUGAAAAAGAAAGGAUCCGCUAAGGGUGUGAGCAGCAAUAUACCCUCCUCGACUGCAAUCAGGGAUCCACCAGUAGCGGAAGACAGAUUGACUACGCUGAGUCGGGAGAAAAUGCAUCAGUGAAUAAGAAUGGCAAAUUUUGCCUUCUAUUGUUUUGGCCUGAUGAUUUUUCCAGGCUGAUUUCAGGUUCAGAGCUUCCAUUCAUUUUUUACUGACUGCAAAACAUAACAGGGUGCUCACUGUUCCGCUCACUGUCCUGCUCUUACAUCUAAAAAACCCACAACAUAUGACAGAACAGACAACAUAAAAUAAAAGUAGAUUAUUAGUGAAGUCUUCAUCCUCACGUGCUUGUACUGUACAGGAAAACAUAAAUGAUUGUGGAGAAAUCCCUAAAAUCCCCUCCAUUCAACACAACCCAACAAUAAAACGCACAAUCAGCUCUAAAAUCAUCACAUCAUUUUUUUUAGGCCUGUUUUCCCCCCACGGAUCCCUUUGCAUUAAAAAUAAAAGUAGUUUGGCAGAAUCUGGUGGAGAUUUCAGGAUGAACCGUGUACACUUUGCUCCUGACUUUAGAUUAAUAGAUAAUUCUAAAAUGAUUACUUUGAGUCUACAAUCAGUUUCAAGAAGUAACUUGUCCAGGCAGCUACUCCAGGAUAAGUGGAUCCACGUCAGGGGUUCUAUCAUCAUCACUAUCGUUUAGUUUGCUUCGAUUUUGAUUUGUUUGUUUGUUUUGAUUAUUUGAUUCUUGCUGUUGUGGCUUUAUUUGAGAUGUAUAUACCGACUGUAUGUACUGUAAAGACCAGGAAAAGAAAACUAAAGAAUAGUAGGACGAUAUAUAUACUUGAAUAUGUCUGUUUAUUCAACAUUUCUAAUAAUAUGUACAAUUGUUUAGAACUGAAGUCGAUUUUGAUGAGAAACCAGCUGUACAUUAAAGAGUUUAUUUAAAAAAAAAAACCUGAUGGACUAACUUUCUGUACAUUAAUAAAAGAAUAUUCUGACUA
Molecule: messenger RNA, 6915 nt
Organism: Trichomycterus rosablanca
Lineage: Eukaryota; Metazoa; Chordata; Actinopteri; Siluriformes; Trichomycteridae
Gene: phf20l1
Product: PHD finger protein 20 like 1
Exons: 24
Coding region: 142-3429 (1095 amino acids)
Biological process (GO): regulation of transcription by RNA polymerase II
Cellular component (GO): nucleus; NSL complex
Source: RefSeq, a predicted model, not a curated record